Penicillium cosmopolitanum is the source of this 1053-nucleotide messenger RNA. Its product is annotated as putative proline utilization protein PrnX. The record is from RefSeq and is a predicted model, not a curated record. The transcript has a single exon. NCBI's taxonomy places the organism in Eukaryota, Fungi, Ascomycota, Eurotiomycetes, Eurotiales, Aspergillaceae. Gene Ontology annotation, cellular component: cytoplasm. The coding region runs from base 1 to 1053 and encodes 350 amino acids.
AUGCACAUCCUCUCGGAGCCCGACGUGGCCAAGUUGUUCCGCACUCUAACACAAUCUCAAUGCCACGAGUUCAUCGCAGAACUGGGCAAGGCCCUCGUAGCCAUCUCCGCUGAAUCCAAACCAACAGUUCCAGCCGAAGACAAAUUGAUCCACCAACCCCUGCGAACAGUCUUCGCCACAAAAGCCGACAAUACAUGCAUCUUCAUGCCCGUCUCCAACACAGAGACAACAGGCAUCAAAUGCGUGACCGUCGCACCCGGCGGCAUCCAAGGCGUGAUUAACCUUUUCUCCCCAGACGGCCGUUUACAGGGCCUUCUCGCCGCGGCCGAGAUCACAGCCUUCCGCACCGCGCUCGCAUCAAUGACCCUCUUCGUGCGCAGCCACGACAUUAAAAAGGAAAACAUUCUCGUCUUUGGCUCCGGUCGACAGGCAGAAUGGCACGCUCGUCUCGCAUUACUCUUGUACCCGGAACAAAUCCGGCGGGUAGUCUUUGUGAAUCGGAGCCGGGCCCGACUAAAUGAAAUGGAGCGCGAUGUCUUUGGGGACCUGCGAGUGCGGAAUCCAGGCAUCAGCAUCUCCACUAUUUCAAAGGAGGACACGCCGCAUUAUGACGAGACCUUGUUGCGAGAAUUGCAGUUUUCCGAUGUCAUUUUCUCAUGCACGCCUUCUCUGCAGCCGAAUUUCUCGUUCUCGGCUCUGCGGUCUGUGCCGAAGCAGCGGUUUAUUUCUCUCAUUGGGUCUUAUAAGCCUCCCAUGCAUGAAAUUGAUACUGAAACCCUGCUUUCGGGGGGUGGGAGGAUCUAUGUUGAUUCUAAGUCGGCUUGUCUGGAGGAAUCGGGGGAGUUGAUUACGGCGGGGGUUCAGGGGGAUCAAUUGACGGAGAUGGGCGAUUUAUUGGCUUCUAUUGGGCCUGGCGAGGGGGUUGAGAUUCCGACUGGUGCUAAUGUGAUUUAUAAAUGUGUGGGGAUGGGGUUGAUGGACCUGGUGAUUGGAAAGAAGGUAUUAGAUGUUGGGGCUGAACUGGGGCUGGGGACUCAGGUUGAUGGAUUUUAG